AUGAAUUCAUUGCGAAAGCUUGUUCUUAUUCCGGCCACUGCCGCCCACCGACAGGCCUUUCGGUGUCUCUCCUCGGCAGCGUACGAGUACAUCAAAACCGAAACCAGAGGCGCCGACAGCAAUGUUGGCCUGGUCACCUUGAACCGACCCAAGGCGCUGAAUGCCCUUUGCGAUGGUCUGAUGAAGGAAGUGGUCAGUGCGCUGCAGACCUUUGACACCAAUGACAAAAUUGCCGCCAUUGUCAUUACUGGAUCGGAGAAGGCCUUUGCCGCCGGUGCCGACAUCAGGGAAAUGAAGGACCUAAAGUUUGCCGACGUCUUUAUGAAAAACUUUCUCUCUUACUGGGACAAGGUGACCGGCGUCUCCAAGCCGACCAUUGCAGCUGUCAACGGAUAC
This is a messenger RNA of Rhagoletis zephyria (snowberry fruit fly), 396 nucleotides long. NCBI's taxonomy places the organism in Eukaryota, Metazoa, Arthropoda, Insecta, Diptera, Tephritidae. The record is from RefSeq and is a predicted model, not a curated record.